This is a messenger RNA of Oreochromis aureus, 805 nucleotides long. Its product is annotated as dynein heavy chain 5, axonemal-like. Bases 1 to 537 code for a protein of 178 amino acids. The record is from RefSeq and is a predicted model, not a curated record. The transcript is spliced from 5 exons. NCBI's taxonomy places the organism in Eukaryota, Metazoa, Chordata, Actinopteri, Cichliformes, Cichlidae.
AUGGCUGACAGCCACCCACAGCUUCAGCUGCCUCAGCCAGGGGUCUCCACACCUGCUGGCCCUGCAUCUGCUCCGACUGGGGGCUCCGGAGAGCCGCGCCAGCCAUCCAUCUCUGCUGGGGCUCCUACUGAGCUGAUGUUUCUCCAGGUGUCUGGUAAAAGGACGAUGCUGCUGUCCAAUGAGGCGAGGAGAGAAGUAGCCAAGCAGGCGAGAGCGGCGAAGGAGGAACGGCGGGCAGCUCUGGAUGCCCGACAUAAAUACCUGAUGAGCAGGCUGGCAGACGCCGGCAGCCUGGAGGAGGCGGCGGUGGAAGACGCCAUGGUCUCUGAUGACAGAUUCAGUCUGAUCCAUGAAUUCUUUGCUGCAAACGGAUCCAAGAAGCUGAUUUUCUUCCAUCAGGAUGUCAAACAGAGUCUGUCCUCCCGUCAGUCUUCCUCUGUGGACGCAUCAAACUCAGCUGUGGCUCAGAGGAAACUCUUCCUCACUACGGGGAACUCUGAGGUGAUUAAAGUCUCUGAGCAAACACUGGAUGACUGACAGCUGCAGGCUGAACAUCAGGAGGUCGAGAGGCCGAAGUCUGAGGAGCUCAAAGCUCCACAAACACUUAUUCACAGAAAAAAGGACUACAAACAUGGAGGAGCAGCACUCCGAACAUGAGCUAAAGGCUACAUGCUAAUAACAUUUCCCCUGGAUGUGGUUUUAACAGGAUCAUGAAUGAUGAAGUAUUUAAAGUCAGUUCCAGCGGAGUCGGUGCCGUGUUGGCAGCUCUGAUAUGCAGAAACUUUCAAACAUGGGACAGGAAUAA